AUGGAUGAAAGCAAUCAAAGCCGCCUCUUUGAAUUCGUCCUCCAGGGCUUCUCGGAGCAAUCCCCCCCUCAGUGGGUCUUGUUUUUGCUCUUCUUCUGGCUGUAUCUGGUGGCUGUGAUCGGGAACUUGCUCAUCUCCACGGCCAUCCUGCUCGACGCCCACCUGCACAAGCCCAUGUAUUUCUUCCUGGCCCAGCUCUCUCUGGCCGACGGCUGCUUCGUCUCCACCACGGUGCCCAAUCUGCUGGUGAGCAUCGGGACUCGCGACAGAAGCAUCUCGUACCCCAGCUGCAUGACCCAGCUCUACUUCUUCCUAACUUUUGGCGACCUAGACAUCUUCCUCCUGGCCGUGAUGGCCUACGAUCGCUACGUGGCCAUCUGCCACCCGCUCCACUACACCACGGUCCUGAGCCCCGCGCGCUGCGCCUCGCUGGUGGGCCUCUGCUGGGUGCUCACCAGCUCGGUGGCCCUCACCCACACUCUGCUCAUGAGCCAGCUCUCUUUCUGUACCCCCAAAACCGUCCCGGGCUUUUUCUGUGACCUGGGCCCUCUGAUGCAGGUGGCCUGCUCCAGCACACAGGCCAACAUGUGGGUGCUGCUCACCCUGGGGGGGGCCGUCAUCCUCCUCCCCUUUACCCUCAUUCUGAUCUCUUACGGCCACAUCGCCAUGGCCAUCUUCAGGACUCCGUCGGCCCAGGGCAGGCGCAAGGCCUUCUCCACCUGCGGCUCUCACCUCACCAUGGUCUUCCUCUUCUUUGGGACAGUGAUCCGGGCGUAUCUAUGCCCCAACAAUCCUGGAUCGGCUGCCCCGGGGGAUACGGCGGCCAUCGUCAUGUACACAGUCAUCACGCCCACGAUGAAUCCCUUCAUCUACAGUCUGAGGAACCGGGACAUGCAAGCAGCCCUGGCCAGGCUUAUCGGAAGGAACAUCCCGAGGAGAACGGCAAAGUAG
Sarcophilus harrisii (Tasmanian devil) is the source of this 951-nucleotide messenger RNA. Its product is annotated as olfactory receptor 1P1-like. The coding region runs from base 1 to 951 and encodes 316 amino acids. The transcript has a single exon. Gene Ontology annotation, biological process: G protein-coupled receptor signaling pathway. Gene Ontology annotation, cellular component: membrane. Gene Ontology annotation, molecular function: G protein-coupled receptor activity; olfactory receptor activity. The record is from RefSeq and is a predicted model, not a curated record. NCBI's taxonomy places the organism in Eukaryota, Metazoa, Chordata, Mammalia, Dasyuromorphia, Dasyuridae.